UUAUGCCUAUAUGAUUGAUAAUGUAAUUCUUUUAAUAACUGGCACCCUACACCAACGUGAUACUAAUGAAUUGCUGGAACGAUGUCACCCACUUGGAAAGUUUGAUACCAUGGCAGCACUGUGCGUUGCAACUAACGUUACGGAACUGUACGAGACUGUGAUUGUGGAGACACCUCUUGCCCCAUACUUUCAAAAGUUGUCCGUUAAUGAUAUUGAUGAAUUAAAUAUUGAAAUUAUUCGUAACACGCUUUAUAAAGCGUAUCUUGAAGAUUUUUAUGAUUAUUGCAAGAGAAGUGGUGGUGUGACAGGAGAAUUAAUGUGCGAAAUUUUGGAG
Racocetra fulgida is the source of this 334-nucleotide messenger RNA. The record is from the annotation of a GenBank genome assembly. Lineage: Eukaryota; Fungi; Glomeromycota; Glomeromycetes; Diversisporales; Gigasporaceae.